Molecule: messenger RNA, 2415 nt
Organism: Encephalitozoon romaleae SJ-2008
Lineage: Eukaryota; Fungi; Microsporidia; Unikaryonidae
Product: ubiquitin fusion degradation protein 2
Exons: 1
Coding region: 1-2415 (804 amino acids)
Biological process (GO): protein polyubiquitination
Cellular component (GO): nucleus; ubiquitin ligase complex; cytoplasm
Molecular function (GO): ubiquitin-ubiquitin ligase activity
Source: RefSeq, a predicted model, not a curated record
AUGAACAGAAAAGAAUUAUAUGAAAUGUUUAAUUACGGAGAGGCUGAAGAUAUGGGUCCUGUGGAAGCAGACGAAGCAGAGUACGUUCGGCUAUCGUAUAUUACCAACAACUCUGGUAAAGACAUCCUUCUCAACCUGAUUCCAAGAUACAAAUCGUCCUAUACCCAAGAGGGGAUUAGAUUCUUUAUUGAAACAAUAGCAAUGAUUGUGGACAAUCCAAAGAUGGCAGGAUUUACUUUCAGCCCUAUUUCCCUUAUAUCUCUUGUUAUGAGUUCCUUUGGCCCAUCGUAUUUCGAUAUUAUGGAUUGCCUAGAGAGGUUAAGUGAAGUCGAGGGAAUAUCAAGAAAGAUGCUCCUCCCCAUGAUCUACGGGCUUUCAUUCAAGUGUUCACAGUUGGAUGCUAUGUCGGAUAUAGCCGGUCACACAUCUGCACUUGAAGCAUUGACUGGGCUUCAUGGUGUUCUUGAAGAGCUUAAGAGCGAAGUCUAUUGGGGAUUGGGAGAUUCUGGGCCUGGAAAGGAUGUCGUUUUCGAUUUUCCCAUAUACUACGGGUUUCUGUGCAAUUUUCCUUGCUUCCUUGAUGGGUUUUUCGAACCUUUUAUAUACAAGAAGUGUGACUAUUCAUCACCUGCUCAGGAUUACCUUGGGAUCUCGAUGAGGGAGGUAGUGGAGAAGUCCAGAAGGUCGUACCAUGCCUUGUGCGAUCAUUCAUACAAGAUGCACCAUAUAAUAUAUUCUAUUAUAAAGUCCUCUAAGGAGCUGAGGACUAAUUUCAUGAGGUAUGUUUGUAAUGUUAUAUCUGUAAGCAAAGAGAGGAGUAAGACCAUCUUUAACUGGAGAGUAAGCAUAAGUGAUGGAUUUGCAUACAACAUGUCCAUGGUUAUGAGUAGGUUCAACAGAAAGAUAAUAGAUGGAAACAUGAUUGACAAAAUAAAUCCUGAAAACGUGGAAGAGAUCUCCUUGACAUCGUUUCCGACGUUCUGCUACUUUUCAAAGAUUCACCUACUGUUUACAUCUUGUGUGAAGUUUGGAGAAUAUAUCAAAAGCCUUGCAUAUGAAUAUAGACUUCUUGAGGGGGACGGAGGGGAAAGAUUGGAAGCAUACAGGAAAAGAAUAGAUUCGAAGAUAAGUGCUCUGAACGGACUUCUUUAUAUGACAGACUUUUUUGCAGACGAAAAAGCAUUUACUGAUUUCAUGACGGAAUACACUAGCGAGACCGAGUAUCCAUGGCCAGACAACUACUAUAGAACACUUCUAUGGAUGCAGGAGAUGACAAUUGACCUGAUAAAAUCAUCGACCAUUUCGAGUUCACUGAACAAGGUGAUGGAAACCAUCAUGGACUGGAGAAGUCCUAUGUUCAAAAAAGAAGUUGUGAAGAUACUGAGCCACAGAAGUAAUGCAAUCAAAUUUACAAUGCUCAAUAAGGUGAUAGAUUACUAUAACUCUUUGGGAAAGGAUGAGACGAGAAUGGAGCCCAGAAGUAUUAUCCACUCGAUCUUCAAGGAAGGAAGAGUAUUCUCUAGAAUGAAUGUUUGCAAGAGAAAUAUCACAUUCAUCAACUGCAUGAUGAAGGACUUUGAGUACAGUCUAUCCGAAGGCCUUUCUUCCAUUAAGGACAUAAAAGAGGAUAUGAAAACUGUCGAGGAUCUCACUAAGGAAUUGGAGGAGGUUAAGAAAAACAAUGCUGAGAUGGAGAAAGCCGAGUCCAUUAGUGAGAGGAUAGGGUCAAUAAAGAAGAGCAUCCGGUUCUCGAAAAACAAAGCAAGAAACUCUUUUCUGUAUGUUGAUGGAUGCUUUGACUUGUUUAUGCACAUCCUUGAUGAAAAGCCCGACCUAUUUUUGGUGAAUGAGAUGAUCUCGAAUUUUGUGAGAGUUUUGAACUGCAAUCUGAAAGUAAUCACCGGGCCUAGAUGUACUGAUCUUGUGAUAAGAUCCCCAGAACAAUAUGGCUUCGAUGCAAAAAACCUCUUAAGACGGAUGGUUAUGAUAUACAUAAAGAUUCGCAGUGAUAAGUUUGUUGAGAUGGUAGCUAGUGACAAGAUGUACUUUGACAUUGAAUUCUUCCGCACUGCUCUUCGAAUAUGUGAAAGUAAAUAUCUCAUCAAUGAAUCACAGAUGGAGGAGCUGAGGAGUCUCAUAAGUAAGCUAGAGAAAGUUGAGGUGAUCGAAAAGAUCGAGUGUGUUCCUGACGAAUUCAUCGAUCCUUUGACAUUCAACCCGAUAAGGAACCCUGUAAAGCUUCUGACCUCAAAGGUGACUGUGGAUAAGUCUACAUACGACAUGCUGAUGAUGAAUGGAGGGAUAGACCCAUUCAAUAGAAUGCCUCUUACCGAAGACAUGGUCGUAGAGGAUACUGAACUCAAAGAAAAGAUAGACAAGCAUUAUGGCUGUGAUAACAAUGACAGGGAGGGUUGA